AUGUCUCCAAGUUUCGACGGAUGUGUACUCCAGACAUACGACGCAAGAUAUUUCUCAUUUCAAGAAAAUCCUACAGAAUGUGUUGAAAAUGACUCUGAGGGAAUUCUGUUACCACUACCAGAAAAUGUAGUUGUAGAAGAGUUAACUCCCUGCCUUGAAUCAAAAAAUAUUAGGCACAAAAUUGUUACGGAGGAGCAAAACAUAUAUCCACUGAGUGAAGAGUUAAUCAGUGGCAUUCAUACAGAGAGGCUUAAUGUAGAAUGUGUGUUGCCAAAGUCAGUGUCAUUCAUGUCAGUGGUGGAGACAAAGUGUGAAUUACAACAAAAGAAAACCAAGUCUGUAUCUUUAGGGCAGCUGUCUUCAAGGAGACAAAGGAGAAAAGCUGUCAGUUACAACUCAGAGGACCGCCCCUCCUUCAGACUAAAUGCAAGUGAUUUACUACAGAGAAGCAGUGAGGAUAGCUCAGUGAAAAAUAAGAAAGCAAAUGAGAUACCAAGUCAGGCUUCAGUGGAAGAAACAGACAGCCCAUUAAAGAAGGCAGUUGAAGCAAAUUUUCAUGAUGACCAAGACAAUGGAUUACAUUGCAUGCCUGAGACUCACUCAUUACUACCCUUAGAUCAGUUGUUUUUGAGUGAACUGAAGCUCUGGAAGGGAGAAGUUGCUGGCAGUAGUAACACCUCCAGUGCCCUUAUGCCAGUCCUAGAACUGCCAGGAAACCCAUCAUCCUUCGCAGUUUAUGCUCAUGUGCGUGGAUUGGUGCUGGAGAAUGCAGCCAGGCAAGCACAGAGUGUAUAUCUGGCCACAACACAACCUUUGCCCUCAGACUCUGACACGGACGAUGAGGGGGACAAGGGUAGAGACCCUGAUAUUCAGAUUCCCAAGAUGGUUGGUCUUGGUCUGGUUAGUGUAUACGAGUUGAUACGUGGGUCAGUGUCUGCAUAUCCGGCGCUGUGUAUACGAGCUCUAGAGGCACUACUGGACAUCCUUCAAGGGCAGCAACCAGAAGCUUUGAGGAGUGAACCACCAGAAGUCAUAGAUGCCCUUUUUACCCUGCUCCUGCGGCUGGCCACAGCAAGCAAUGGAGAUGUACUAACUUGCCCAUCAUCCCCUCUGGUGGGUGUAGCAUGUGCCUGUCUCUUGUCUUUGGUGGUUGCACGAGGAGAGACAGGCAAAUUCCUCAGAGCCACAGCUGACGUUCUUAUGACCUCUCGCCAGCUGGCUAGUCAGAGUAUCCAGGUUCCAGUCAUUCUAACGCUACUUCAACGGAGUGUCCAUGCAGUGCUCCUAGGAAAGACAUCUAGACCUGACUGGCUCACCUGUGGAGUUCCUAAAUCAGCUCUUAUUGACAAGUUUUCUGUAAAAAUAAUGACAGAUGGUGAAGAGUCCAAAGAAGAGAGCACAAUGACUUGUGAUGGCCACUAUUUAUAUAUACAUAAUGGCCAUGGCCUUUUUAAGAUUGGCUCAGGAUUUGGGGGAACCAUGAAAGGACAUGUCUACAUUCACCGUCCAGAUUUCUACCCAAAGCAGAAGGGAUGGCUAGGCUUUGCACAUGGUGAUGUCUUCUAUCGACCAGAAGCAAGCAACGGAGAGCUGGUUGUUAUUGACCGUGAGGUGCUCAAGGUGUCGGAAGUGUAUCAGUGUUCUUCCCCCGGAUGGUGUCGUGGGUUGCCCUUUAGUGACGGAAUUAACAUUGGCCACAUUUCACCUGACAGAGAGGAUGGUUUUGUGGUGAGGACAUACAAUCCUUUAGUGAAACCAAUGCCACUUGUCAAUGAGCUGGGGCUGAGUUUGGCAAUCAGGUGUAUUCAGGUUUUUGGUGGUCCAGAACAACAGUCAACAUUGUCAGCAGGUCUGGAUGAGGAUAUACUUAUGGUUGCAGCAGGAAAAGAAUUCACUCUUGUUAGAACAGUUGGUGGCAGGGUAUAUUACAGUGGGAAAGCAUCUUCUGUGGGUAUGAAGCAGGGCAGCAGUAGUAGUGCAGCUGCCAGCAGCAGUGGGGCUGGAGGUGCCAUUGUCAGUGCCAGUGGAGUAGCUGGCACAAGUGCAGGUGGAUCAGGUGGUGCAGGAUCAAGUGCUGCUGCAGGUGCAAGUGGUGGAGGUAUAGUGAAUGGCCCCAAUACUCCAAGCGCUCCAACUGGAAGGUGGCCAGAGUUGACCAUUACUAAGUCUCCACGCAUUGUACAUCUGUCAGUGGGGCAUGAGGGGCAGCAUUCUGUUCUGGUGUCAGAUGAGGGCUCGGCUUUCUUUGUUGGAACUGCAAGACGUGGGGAAGAUGGGGAUUCAAGUAAAGGUCGUCGGCAACCAAAACCAGUCAAACCAAAGAAGAUGAUAAAGUUAGAUGGACAUUUUGUCACCAAUGCAGCUUGUAAUAACGGAACCUCUGCACUUGUAACACGGGAUGGGGAGCUCUACAUGUUUGGCAAGGACACUUCACAUUGUGACAGUACCACAGGUCUUGUCACUGAUCUGCGGGAUGUCCAUGUGAGUGCAAUAUCUUUAGGUAAGGCUCAUGCUAUUGCCCUGACAAACAAAGGCCAGAUUUACAGCUUUGGGAUCAACAAUAAAGGCCAAUGUGGAAGGGAUUUUGUGCCACAGAUCAAGGAAGGAACAGGCAUGUCUAUGUCAGUUGGGCCAGCAGGGGAGGAGGACAUAGAGGAUGAAGAUGGUGCUGAGAGUGAAGAGGGGGGAGAAGGAGGCAUGUGCCCGCCUGGCCGACACCGAUGGGUCCGUGACCAUUGCCUUGUCUGCACAGUCUGCCAUGAGUGUACAGGCUACGGAGCAGCCUGUGUGUCCAGUGGGAGACCCAACAGAAAUUCAGGACAACCCUGUGGAUGUGGUGCGGGUGACUCUGGCUGUGCUGAGUGCGGAUGCUGUCGGGCUUGUGCCGAUGAGCUUGGGGGUGAUAGUGACCAAGACCCAUUCUCACUCAUGCAGGGACAGCACUCAGGACUGUUUGGUUUCCCCGAAGUGGGUAAUCUGGGAGGGAACAUCUUCGGGAGAGCCUCAGGCCGCUUGCAAGAUCAACUCCAGAGGAGGCUUGAUGAGCGUCGCCAUCGCCCACGACAUCGGCAUUCAAGAUAUGCUCCAACCCCAGUCAGGAAAGGGCCAGGUGUCCAAGCCUCGGCCAGAGAGGGGAACAUGGGCAACCUGGGCCAGUUUGAGGCCAGGCUGCUACGCCUCCUUGCCCCCUCCUCCAACGCUGCCGCCGGGAGUCCAGCCGCGGCCGGCACUGCUAGUCCCGCCCCCGCCCCCGCAGGCCCUGACCCCGCUGCCAUAGCUGCUGCUGCCCUUGACCCUCUUGCUGCCAAUUACAUCCUAGAGCCACAGCAAUUUUUGGUCAUAGUUGAUUGUUACAUUGGGUCAUACAGAGAUGCUGUUGAAGUUAAAGAAUACACUUAA
Penaeus indicus is the source of this 3399-nucleotide messenger RNA. Its product is annotated as E3 ubiquitin-protein ligase MYCBP2-like. The record is from RefSeq and is a predicted model, not a curated record. Gene Ontology annotation, cellular component: plasma membrane; nucleus. Lineage: Eukaryota; Metazoa; Arthropoda; Malacostraca; Decapoda; Penaeidae. The coding region runs from base 1 to 3399 and encodes 1132 amino acids. Gene Ontology annotation, molecular function: ubiquitin protein ligase activity. The transcript has 19 exons. Gene Ontology annotation, biological process: axon guidance; regulation of synaptic assembly at neuromuscular junction.